Anopheles gambiae (African malaria mosquito) is the source of this 6461-nucleotide messenger RNA. It is a transcript of the gene drpr, whose product is annotated as protein draper. Gene Ontology annotation, molecular function: scavenger receptor activity; protein binding. The coding region runs from base 1255 to 4800 and encodes 1181 amino acids. The transcript is spliced from 13 exons. The record is from RefSeq and is a predicted model, not a curated record. Lineage: Eukaryota; Metazoa; Arthropoda; Insecta; Diptera; Culicidae.
CAAGGAAAAAAGCAACGUCAAACGGAAACUAACACUCGACGCGCGCGGUUGUGUGUCAAUCUCAUCUCCGUCGUCGUACUAGUGCGUCGCGUUGAAUGUGUAGAGGAGAAGAUAUUGUGUUUAAAGUGUGUUUUAUUCCUAAAACUGUGUUUAGUAUUUAAAGUUACGCUGAUUAGGCGCUCGUUCAAUUGUUGGUGUGUGUAUAUUUGUUGCUGUGCUGUACACGCAGCUGUAGUUCAAUUUCGUAAAUAGUGAAGUGAAAAAAGCAACACCCUCGUGUGUGUAUGUGUUGGUGGAAAGUGUUUUGCGCACAUGUGUGAUGCGUGGAGCUGCUCCACUGGCUUACCAAAGGCCUGAUGUGUAUGUGUGUGUGAAUAUAUUUGACGUUCGACCGCUGGGCAGCACGUUUUAGGAGUUGUUUUUACAGUGUUUCCUGGCGCGGCGUUGGAGCAUGGUUUAAGGGUGUCGUCUUCCUCGGUUGAAGAAACCCUUUCAACAUCCCAACAACAGCAGUCCCAGCAGGUCAAAGGCAGCACACCGUUGCGCGAGCCAGGUGCAGCAGUAAUUGAUGUAACGGGAAGAACGCAAAGUGUGCCAAUUCUGGAGUGUGGCUGCUGCUGCUGCUCUCAGCCUGUAUCGUUCUUAAGAACAUCCCGCGCGCAAUCGUUGGAAUGAGUUGAAGAUCUUACACAAUCGAACACGCGUCGGUGUGACGAGAUAUACAGCAUAGGAGCGAUCUUCAAAAGAGAACAAAGAGCAUCUCGCCAGGACGAAGGGGCAAUAGAGUGAGACGUUUGCAUACAUUCGUCGCCAUCGUCAUAGUUAGUGGAAGCGUGAACAAGUGGCUGGAAUUAUUUGUGUGAUCGCACUAAUCUCCAAGUUGUUGGUGUUGGUGCAGUGUGUAAAGCGGCAGCAUUACAGACAGUUGCGAUCGCAGUGGAGUAUUUCUAAUGCUCGAGUGUUCUCACGAGCCACUGCACUGCGAACGAUGCCAAACCGGACCGCCGCCAUACGGGGUUGCUAGUUAUGAAUGAAGUUUGUCCGCUCCCUCUCUAAACAACAGUGUACAGUGAAGCAAGCAAACCUGAUCGCUGUGCACAAGUGCAUUGCUCGAGGGUGACGAAAAGCAAACAAGUGAACGGAUAGUAGAAAGAGAGAGAUCUAAAGCUGCAGUUGUAGCGGAGUAUAACCCGGACUUUGUGUCCACACUGUGUGUGUGCCUUUUCAGAACAGAAUUACAACCAAAUACACACAAUGGCACGAGCACGAAAGAAACUGUGCAUGCAAAUGCACCCAACCACGGCUGUGAGCGGCCUGCUGCUGCUGGCCAUGCUGUUAGCCAUUUGCCACGAUGUCCGAGUGUUAGCCCACACCGAACUCAUCAAGGAUGAUCACCUGGAGGGUCCGAACGUGUGCAAGGAAGUGGAAAACAUAACCGUCACGAUAACGACACCGCGCGAGGAAGCGUACCAGGAGCGGUACCAGAAAUGGUGUCUCGGCAUACCGCCCCGCUGUUCGGCGUACCGCAUCAAGAUCCGGACGGUGAACGAAACGCGCACCGUCAUCAACCAGCGCAUCGUGAAGAAGUGCUGCGUCGGCUACCAGCUGGACGAGGAGCAGCUGCACUGCAUACCGGAGUGUAAGGCGGGCUGCGUGUACGGCACGUGCAUCAACCCGGACGUGUGCCGGUGCAACAAAGGAUAUGCUGGCAAAACGUGUAACAUAAGUUGUCCACCGAACGUUUGGGGCUCGGACUGCAAGCAACCGUGCAAGUGUGCGAACGGGGCAGUAUGCAAUGCGGCCGACGGUAGCUGUGAGUGUAGCCGUGGCUUCAAGGGCCGGUACUGCGAGGAAACGUGCCCGAGCGAUCGGUUCGGGCAGGAUUGUGCCGAGAUCUGCCAGUGCAAGAACGGUGGCAAGUGCGACCACGUGUCCGGGGAGUGCUUCUGUGCGGCAGGAUACACCGGACCGCUCUGCACCGAACCUUGCCCGGCCGGUACGCACGGGGCCCAGUGUCAGUCGAAGUGCCGCUGCCAGAACGGCGGAACGUGCGAUCCAGUGACGGGUGAGUGUGUUUGUCCGGCCGGUUUCACCGGCAUGGUGUGCGCCAACCGCUGUCAGCCCGGCUGGUACGGGCUGCAGUGCGCGAAGCGGUGCGAAUGCUUCAACGGCGCCGAUUGCGACCGGGUGACGGGCCAGUGCAUCUGUGCGCCCGGGUUUAUGGGCGCCAAGUGUCUCGACUCCUGCCCGAACAAUCAGUACGGCAUCAACUGUACCGAGACGUGCCGGUGCCAGAACGAGGGCAUCUGUGAUACGGCCGAUGGGCGCUGCACCUGCCCGGACGGGUGGAAGGGUGCGGAUUGUGGCCAGCGGAUCUGUCCCCAGGGUCGGUACGGGGCGAACUGUACCGGCGUGUGUGACUGCAAAUGGGACAACACGAAAAUGUGUCAUCCAUGGACGGGCAAGUGUCUUUGCGAACCGGGCUGGAGUAACAGUGCCUGCGAUCGGCCUUGCCGCUUCCUGCGCUACGGACAGGACUGUCAGCUGAUGUGCAACUGCAAAAACUCAUCUCCCUGUUCGCAUAUUGACGGCACCUGCCUUUGCAUUGCCGGCUUCAAGGGCGAAAGCUGCGAGGAGCCCUGCUCGAACAACACGUACGGCCAGAACUGUAGCGAGCGGUGCCAGUGCAUGAACGGGGCGGCCUGCGACGGUGAAUCGGGCAAGUGUGCCUGUGCACCGGGCUGGCAGGGCAUCAAGUGCGAUAGGCCGUGCGAUGCGCAGCACUAUGGGCGGGACUGUACCGAGAAGUGCCACUGCCAGAACGGGGGCGUUUGCAAUCCGAUCAACGGUCAGUGCACGUGCCCGGCCGGAUGGACGGGCGAGCUGUGCGACAAGAAGUGUUCACCCGGCCGGUUCGGGCAGAACUGUGAGCAGCUGUGCGAUUGCCAUCUGGAGAACUCGCUGGCCUGCAAUGCCACCACCGGCCGGUGUAUCUGCAAGGCAGACUGGGGUGGCGUUCGCUGUGAGAGUCGCUGUCCGCUCGGAUACUACGGUGAAAGCUGCAGUGAGAUCUGCACCUGCCAUAACAACUCGUCCUGCGAUCCCACGACCGGUGAGUGCAUCUGUUCGCGUGGCUGGACCGGCCCAAGCUGCAACGAGCCCUGCCCGAAAGGGUUCUUCGGCCACGGCUGCAUGGAACGGUGCUCGGGCUCGGCGGAAAGCAAUCGCACCUGCAAUCCCAUCACCGGCCAGUACAGCUGCCCGCCCGGGUACGUUGGACCGACGUGCGAGCAUCCGUGCUCGUCCGGCUACUACGGGCAGGAUUGUCAGAAAAAGUGCCCAGAGUGUCGCAACGGUGCCGAAUGUUCGCACAUCACAGGGGAGUGCCAGUGUACGCCCGGCUGGAAGGGACCGCUGUGCGAGACGGUGUGCGAGGGCAUGUACUACGGCACGAACUGUAGCCAGGUGUGCAACUGUAAGAAUAAUGCAAAGUGUCGGAAGAACGAUGGCACCUGUAUUUGUGACGCCGGGUGGAUGGGACACCGGUGUGAUGAGGUUUGUCCGGAAGGGUUCUACGGAAACCAUUGCAUGGAGGCGUGCGAGUGUCCGGCCGGCAACUUUUUGUGCCACGCGGCAAAGGGAUGCGUGUGCAGCGUGGGCUGGACGGGCAAGAACUGUGACGAGCGUAUGACGAACAUGCUGACGCAGGAUCGGGUCGAUGAAGGUUCCUCCAGCUCCACCGUAUGGAUGGUGGUGCUGUUGCUGAUGUUUGGCGCGAUGCUUACCGCAAUGCUGCUGUACUACCGGCGCCGUGUCGCCAGCCUAAAGGCGGAAGUCAAUCACGUCGUCAACUACAUGACCCAGGAGCAGCCGAGCCAUUUCGACAAUCCCGUCUACGCACGAACCGGCGGUGGUGGUGCUCCAAACGGUGGCAGCAUCGCCAGCGGCACACUUUCCUCCAACGGAACGAUCGUACCGCCGCUCGAUGCACGCACCGGCCUGUUGCGCAAUGUGCUGCCGAACAAUUUGCGCGAUGUCAUGUCGGGGCGGCGUAAGCAAAAUCAGGACAAGUACAGCUACCCGGACAAUGAGUACGAUGUGGACAAAUCGCUUUCCUUCUCGCACUAUCGGCCGGAAAGUUUGAAAAACUUUGAAGCGGACAUGACCAAUCCAAACUUUAAGGAUCACGUGUACGAUGAGAUUCGACUGAAGGAUUCUAUCGCCGCUUUAUCGCGGGAUCCGAAUUACGCCUACAUUUACACCGAGUACGACCACCUGGACUACUCUCGCCCGGGAAGCUCCCACAAAGCGCACUACUUCCGCAUGAACGAUGGCGCCUCGAAUGGAAAUGUCACAGCAAACGGUGGUGGCACCCUUACCGGAUCGAUCGCAUCGUCCAACGCGUACGGCAACGGGUCACCGAAAGCGAUCAACGUGCUGCGUGACACUGCUUCCGCCGGUCCCAUCAACAACCUGUCCGCACCGCCCACCGCCAGCCGGGUGAACAAUCUCCUGCCCGCCAUCCCGUCCGUACCGGCGGAGGCGAAGUGUAGCAACACCGACAGCGCCAGCCUCGGUAACGAUCUUUCCUCGUCCUCGAACUCCUCAUCCCCAACGCCACCAUCAUCACCCUCCCAGCAGCGUCAGCGGCUCGUACCGGGCGGGGACGAUCUGUACGUGCCGAUGUCGGCCGGUGUUGCAGCCGCCACCAGCGCCGAGCACGGUUCGUCCGCAUCGUCCUCCGGGUCCGAGUUUGGCGGGCUAAAGAUCCCCGACCAUCAGCUCAACAUCAAGGAGUAAAUCCGUGCCCACGCGGGCAAUCCUUUUUCGUUUUCUCAUCGAAAAGUCCACAGCAAUUGGUUGGGAUUUUCGUGUUUCGUGGCAAUUUGCAUUUGUGUGUGAUAUAGUACCCGCGUCCCCGGAUCCUUUCCCCCUUUUGAGUGUUCCUUUGCGUUUGCAUCUCGAUGAUCAUUACGAUCAUCACCCGUCUUCUUUCAUCAUCCCCCCCCCCCCCCGUCCCUCUCAUUUGUACACAUGUAAGGCAAUCAUCCCCCAAGCGUGAUUAGGAGUUGUGUGUGUGUGAGUGUUUGUUUUAGUUUUUCAUUCCGCCGUUCGCUUCCGUUCCGUUUUUUUCUUUUCUUUUCUUUUUUUAGGUGUUUAAUUUUUAGGUUACGCAUGCAAGCAGCAGCGCGCCCCUCUAUUUGCCUCUGCCUAUUACUUCCUCUUCCACAUAUAUGUGUAUGUAUGUGACUGUAUAUGUGUGUGUGUUUGUAUGUAUGCGUGUGUGUGUGUCUGCGUGAUAGUAUAAUGAUCGUGAUAAAAGUGAAAACACGUGGAGCAGAAGCGUCUACUAACAACGAUAAAACGGAACACAUAGGCAUAUUACACAUCAAAACCGUGCGCGUGCCAAAAUAUUGUAAAAGGAAGAGAGAAAGAGAGCGAGAGAGGAAGGAAGAAAGUAUGAGUCACAAUACAGUAAGGUUGUAUACUAUUUUUUAAGCAGCAUUAUUGAAUCUCAUCACGCCUGAUGUUGUUUGGUGUGUGUCGCCAAUAGAAAAUGCCUCGUGUGGCAGACAACGACUCCCCAGAACUGAUUUUCAGCUUAUUUGGCUUGUUUUCUAUUUUUCCCAAUUAUUCCCACAACGAUCGUGUGCGGAGGAGGGUACACGCAUUAUUUUCCUUACUUCUUUUACACACACUACUAUUGUACGACGAUGAAGCCAAGUUGUAUACAUUUUAGAAGCGAUUUUAUAAGUUUUUCGUUACCCCCGCAGCACAGGAUCGUACCGAUUCUGUUUAAAGAAGGAACACGGAUUUCAAGGCGUUUGUACGUGAAGAUUACAGUAUAGAGGGUGAUUGUAGUUUCCUGUGGGGACACGCCACCCCACUACUGGGGGGAGCAGGAGCAAUUGAAAGUCAAAGACGAUUCAUAGUUAAUAAAGUGCAUUUGCAAGCCAAUUCGGGGAAAAAAGCAAGUGAAAAGUAGGGGCAAAAUUUCUCCUCUCCCACGUUAUCAAUAAGCAAUACAAAUAAGCGUAAGCAAUUCGUUACAAAAACAAAAAAAGAUUCGUUAAAUUCGUGUGUUUUCUAAAAGAAAAAUAUAAAAAAGUGCAAAGAUAAAACUAUUUUUGGAAAGUAAAGAACAGAAUAGAGUCUAAUCGAGUAAAAUAAUAAGUGGAGGAGUGUUUGAGGGAACCUGGCAGAAGAAGAGAGAUCCAAAAUGGAGGGAAGCGUUCCUUUUGCCCUCCCCGAUGAUUCCUUCAUCGUUCGAAAAUCGUGUUAAAAUAUGAUAGGAAGUUUAAUAGAGAGUUGUAAGAUUAUCUUUAACAUGUGAGGCACGUGUAGCAAAAAAGAAAAAAAAACAGCAAUCCUGAAGAAGUAUUGAACUGAAAUUGGAUUGAACAUUAUUAUAAUGAUGAAAUAAACGAAAUUAGAUGAAUUACACACUAUUUACUUCAAAA